AUGAUCGUCUUCAUGGCGAUAUCUCUUUCUGUUGUUGAAUGGAUGCCCUUGAUAAAGCCGUCUUUGUUCACCUCCCCUCCCUGUAUUUUCAAGUCUGCCCAUGCAAUACGCGGAAAGUUCACUGACUCUUCCCCUUCCAAUCUCAUUCUCAUCCGGUUUCUU
Messenger RNA from Protopolystoma xenopodis, 162 nucleotides. NCBI's taxonomy places the organism in Eukaryota, Metazoa, Platyhelminthes, Monogenea, Polystomatidea, Polystomatidae. The record is from the annotation of a GenBank genome assembly.